Messenger RNA from Filobasidium floriforme, 716 nucleotides. RefSeq names its product secE/sec61-gamma protein. Gene Ontology annotation, cellular component: membrane; Ssh1 translocon complex. The transcript has 5 exons. Gene Ontology annotation, biological process: protein targeting; post-translational protein targeting to membrane, translocation. Gene Ontology annotation, molecular function: transmembrane protein transporter activity. The record is from RefSeq and is a predicted model, not a curated record. Bases 72 to 287 code for a protein of 71 amino acids. NCBI's taxonomy places the organism in Eukaryota, Fungi, Basidiomycota, Tremellomycetes, Filobasidiales, Filobasidiaceae.
AUGCUUCCUCUGUCAACUCUGUCGAUCUAGCCACCCUUCGCAUAACAUCGAUAGCAUCUGUCUUCCUCAAAAUGUCCGAAAACAUGGUCAAAGACUUUGCCGACGUGCCCCAAAAGUUCGUCAAGGAGGGAACUCAGUUCAUCAACCGAUGUACCAAGCCUACUCAGAAGGAAUAUAUCCAACUCUGCCGAGCCGUCGCCGUAGGAUUCGCCGUCAUGGGCUUCAUCGGGUACUUUGUCAAGCUCGUACAUAUCCCAAUUAACCAGAUCUUGGUCGGAGGAGCAUGAUCCCCCUCUUAUUCCAUCCUUCACCUUGAUCCCUCUCUUCUCGACACCCUUCGACACUUUCCACUACACAGCAUGCGACAAAAUACUACGGAACCUUCAUACCCCUUUCCUUUCCCAACUUUUUACCAAAUCCAUACCGGUCCAGCCCAUCCACUCUGUCAUUCCUGUUCGGCCUCGCAAAACAUCCAUUUACCAUAUGAAGCGGGUACCUGCACAUCAGACGUGACUACGCGGAAAGCACGCGGAAAGCAAUUUGUUUGUUCUUGGAACACGGACGCGGUGUGGGGUAGGCGCAGGGACAGACGGACGAACGGGAGGAAGGGAGAAAUGACAUCCGAUGGGAGGGCAAUUCCAUUUCGUUCUGCUUCAUCAUUGGGAGAAUAUGCAUAGUUGUACAACAGAUUCGAUAUACAUCCUCGCCCUUGCUUC